Molecule: messenger RNA, 2456 nt
Organism: Asparagus officinalis (garden asparagus)
Lineage: Eukaryota; Viridiplantae; Streptophyta; Magnoliopsida; Asparagales; Asparagaceae
Product: calcium and calcium/calmodulin-dependent serine/threonine-protein kinase-like
Exons: 9
Coding region: 291-1865 (524 amino acids)
Biological process (GO): peptidyl-serine phosphorylation; intracellular signal transduction; protein autophosphorylation
Cellular component (GO): nucleus; cytoplasm
Molecular function (GO): calcium ion binding; calcium-dependent protein serine/threonine kinase activity; calcium/calmodulin-dependent protein kinase activity
Source: RefSeq, a predicted model, not a curated record
GGGCGGCAACAGAAUCCGCAAGAGUCUAACAAAAACCAUGGAGGAGGAGGAUCCCCCCCCCCCCCCGCCUCCGCCGCUGCUGAUGUUGGCAUGCAAAGUUGAUGGGUCGGUUUCAAUUAUGCAAUCAUCCCUGUUUUUGUCUCUGUCAUUAACCAUUCAUCAUCUCAAGCUUCUGCUCUUUCGGUCAACUGGAACCUUGGGUUCUUCUUGGAUUCAUAAUUUCUGCAAAGGCCCUUUUCUCCUACCCUCCUGAUACUCGAAAUUUGGGGUCCUUGCUGUGACCCAAAACCAUGUCUCAAGUAUCAAGAACCGAGAGCAAGAAGCUAUCCGAUGAUUAUGAGGUCAUCGAUGUUCUUGGGCGAGGUGGAUUCUCUGUUGUGAGGAAAGGAGUUAGCAAAUACAAUGGGAAGAAAAGCUAUGUUGCCAUCAAAACUCUCAAAAGAUUGGGUUACACUCCUCAAGGGUUCCAACAAAACCCCGCUGCCAGACAAAAAGGCCUUACCUCUUCAGAAUUGCCCACUUGGAAACAAACAUCGAUUUCUGAUGCUUUACUGACUAAUGAGAUUCUGGUCAUGAGAAGGAUUGUAGAGGAUGUAUCUCCUCAUCCAAAUGUCAUACAUCUCUAUGAUGUCUAUGAGGAUGUAAAUGGAGUUCAUCUUGUAUUGGAGCUUUGUUCAGGUGGAGAGUUGUUCGAUAGGAUAGUUGCUCAAGAGCGAUACUCAGAAGUGGAGGCAGCUCAAGUUGUUAAGCAAAUAGCAAGCGGAUUAGAUGCACUUCACAAGGCCAACAUCGUUCAUCGUGACUUAAAGCCGGAGAAUUGCCUCUUUUUGAACAGCAGCAAUCGGUCUCCUCUGAAGAUAAUGGAUUUUGGUUUGAGUUCUGUGGAGGAUUUCACUGAUCCAAUAGUUGCAUUGUUUGGUUCGAUAGAUUAUGUGUCUCCUGAAGCUUUGUCUCAACGUCAAGUAACUGCUGCUAGCGAUAUGUGGUCUCUUGGGGUUAUAAUGUAUAUCCUUCUUUCGGGAUAUCCACCUUUUCAUGCAACAUCAAAUCGACAGAAACAACAGAGAAUACUGGCAGGUGACUUCAGCUUUGACAAUUUGACUUGGAAAACAAUUUCUUCAUCAGCGAAGGAAUUGAUUUCUCGACUUCUCUCAGUCGAGCCCUAUAAGAGGCCAUCCGCAAAAGAACUUCUGAAGCAUCCUUGGGUAAUAGGAGAUUGUGCUAAGAAUGAUAUCAUGGAUGCAGAGGUUGUUUCUAGACUUCAAAGUUUCAAUGCUCGAAGAAAAUUUCGUGCUGCUGCAAUAGCCAGUGUGUGGAGUAGUAAGGUUUUCUUGAGGACAAAGAAGUUAAGGAACUUGCUAGGAACUCAUGAUCUCACCCCAGAGGAGCUUCAGAACCUACGUGUACACUUUAAGAGGAUAUGUGCAAAUGGUGACAAUGCUACCCUUUCGGAGUUUGAGGAAGUUUUGAGAGCAAUUAAGAUGGAUUCACUAAUCCCUCUUGCUCCUCGUGUAUUUGACUUGUUUGACAACAACCGGGAUGGAACUGUGGACAUGAGAGAGAUCCUUUGUGGGCUGUCGAGUCUCAGGAACUCACGAGGUGACGAAGCUCUCCAGCUUUGUUUUCAGAUGUAUGAUGCUGACAGAUCCGGAUGUAUCAGUAAGGAGGAACUCGCCGAUAUGCUUAGAGCAUUGCCGGAGGAGUGCCUCCCAGCAGACAUAACAGAGCCCGGGAAACUGGAUGAGAUAUUUGAUCAGAUGGAUGCCAACAGUGACGGAAAAGUCACUUUCGAUGAGUUCAAAGCUGCUAUGCAAAGGGAUAGCUCUCUCCAAGAUGUGGUCCUCUCUUCCCUGAGGCCAGUCUAGACUUUUAGUGAAGUAGGGACUUGAUUUUCUUGAAAAUUUGCUUCCUGUAGCUAUCACUGAGAAGCGAAUAAACGUUACACAUAGUAGUUUCUGAUAAUAAAGCUUCAUACUGUGAUUCAUGUAUAAGGGAGGAGUAAGUGCAGAUAAUUUUUGUAUACUGCUUGGUUCUGUGCUCUGUGAUCUUGAAGUUGGAUUAAAUGACUAAAAAUUUACUUUUUUUCUCUUUUGGAGGAGACAUUGAAGAGGGAGAUUAUUGGGCUGAGAAUCUAAGCUCAGGCGAUGAACAAUUGUGAGGUGUGGGAGAGAAGCUUACCAUCAACACUGUGAAACAAAAACAAAAAUGAUUUUGUGAAGGCUAAAAAGGCUUAUGCAAGUUGAGAUGUCUGCUCAUUUGAUGCUACAUCAGGAACAUAAGAUUGUAAAUUGUAAUCUUUAUAUUUUCUCUUACAGCUCUCAUUUGAUGCUACAUCAGGAACAUAAGAUUGUAAAUUGUAAUCUUUGUAUUUUCUCUUUCAGCUCUCUACAUUCUGCUCAUUUGAUGCUGUAUCAUGAACAUAAGAUUGUAAAUCGUAAUUGUCGUAUUUUCUCUUA